AUGGCAGAUUUUGACGCUUUUAUUGAUAAUCUUGAUGGAAUAAUUAAGCAAAUACGUUCCAGGAUUAUAAUAUGUGGCGACUUUAACGCCAAAUCUCACUUAUGGGGGUCUAAAACGACCGACAAGAGAGGUCGGCUGAUUGAUCUUCUGGCGUCAUCUAAUGGUUUAUCUUUGGUAAAUAUAGGUGAUUUGCCUACCUGUAUUCGCCCGCAGGGUUCAUCAGUUAUUGAUCUUACCUGGGCUUCGCAUGAUAUGCUCAGCAACAUCUGUGAUUGGAAGGUCAGAAAUGAUAUGGAAUCAUUAUCCGACCACGUCUACAUCACCUUUACAUACUUGGAUCGAAAUAACGCUCAGUCACCACCUAAACUUCCCUCUAAUAGAUGGAAUUUCAGAAAAAUGGACAGGUCACUUUUCAUUGAAUGCCUGGAAUGGUACUGCGAUUUCAACUCAGCAGAUGUUUUGGAUGGUGAUGCGGUUAACCCCAUCGUUGAUUGGAUUAGCCAAACUAUGGCUGAUGCGUGUUCCGUGUCCACACCUCGUUCGAGCAGGAGUAAGAGAAAGUGUUGUUAUUGGUGGACAGAGGACAUCAAUAAGCUCAGAAAAACAACCAUUGGCGACAGGCGUGCCCUUACUCGGCCCAGGAAAAAGAAGAACGCUGACCUUAUUCUAAGCGCCAACCAAAAAAAAAAAAAAAAAGGGAAUCUAGGAAGAUCCUGCGACUGGUGGGGCUCCUGA
Nylanderia fulva is the source of this 735-nucleotide messenger RNA. NCBI's taxonomy places the organism in Eukaryota, Metazoa, Arthropoda, Insecta, Hymenoptera, Formicidae. The record is from RefSeq and is a predicted model, not a curated record.